AUGCCAAAAGAUGCCGAAGUCGAAGACGGCUUUGAUGAACGCCUUGCAGCAUGUCACAAAAGGCGCGAAAUUGAACCGACUCUUGGAACAAUUGCACAAUUGAAGAUGGAUAUAAUCCUGACAAGGAAGCACAACGUACAAGUGAAAGCGUUUAAUGAGAAAGGCGAUAAGCAUUUCAGCCCCAAAACUUGUAAACUGCUCACGAAAGUCAACAACAAAUAG
Clunio marinus is the source of this 222-nucleotide messenger RNA. NCBI's taxonomy places the organism in Eukaryota, Metazoa, Arthropoda, Insecta, Diptera, Chironomidae. The record is from the annotation of a GenBank genome assembly.